AUGGCCCCUCCGCCCCCACCUCACCCCCCCAAUCGACCCAGUGGCGCGCCUGACGCGAUCAUGGACGAUAUGGAGCUCGCCGACGCGUCUACAACGCGUCUUCCUGCCAAACCAACUAGCGAACCACCCCCCUCGGUCCUCCUCGCGUACUUGGAAAACUUCAUUGCAAAUCCCAACAACCGCUCGCCUCAAGGAGAGGUAAUCGUCGACCCGAGCUCGCUCGGAGCUAUCCUUGUUAUGAUGGACGCGGAGUCGACGCGUCUGAAGGAACUGAACCGCCAGAUGAGUCAAAUGGCGAAAAUGGUGGAAACCUUUGAUGCACGCCUCAAAGCUCUCGAAGGCGGACACGUGUCGUCCCCGGACCCCAAGACCCAACCAGCGAAAAAGUCGUACGCAACGGCGACCGACGAUAGCUCCUUAGAGGAGCGGGUCAAAGCGAUCACUGCAAUGGAUAUCCUGGUUGGGAGAGGUCUCUGCCGGGAUGACUGGAUUGGCAAACACAUUCCUGAUGCCCGACAGCAACUCGACCAACUUGGUAAACUGAACCCGGAGAAGAUACUCAUUGUAUACAACAACAGCUUGGAAUCACACCCGACAACACCACCCAUUAGAAAUCUGGGCCUGUCAAAAGAGGCCGCCGACCUGGCGGAGAACGGGAAGAGCUGGAAGGAUGCGCUGAGCGAGGUGAACUAUGUGGCCAGCUUUGUGGACUUCUUCGCCAAGGAGACCCUCCGGACAGACGGGAUCAUCGUCCCCAGCUCUACCCCUGCCGUUAGACAUCUCGUCAUCAAACAAACUAUCAGCAUCAUUGCUGCUCUGUCCUUGGAACUUCCCAGGGGCUAUGAUCACCUGUAA
Molecule: messenger RNA, 855 nt
Organism: Puccinia triticina
Lineage: Eukaryota; Fungi; Basidiomycota; Pucciniomycetes; Pucciniales; Pucciniaceae
Exons: 4
Coding region: 1-855 (284 amino acids)
Molecular function (GO): oxidoreductase activity
Source: RefSeq, a predicted model, not a curated record